AUCUCAUCAAGCAUCUUCACUACAAUCCUCCACUACCACUACUAGCAACUACUCUUCUACUGUUUUCCCAGCUUGAUCCUAUCAUUUUCUUUUCUGCAGCAGCCUACUCCAGAGCUAACCCAUCAAGAUGAUGAACAAACAGAGUACUCUGUUUUCAGCGGCAGCAUUCCUCUGCCUCCUCCUCUGCCUAACGAAGAUCACAACAGCACAAUCCCCUGCAUCAUCCCCUGCCGCCGCACCGCCACCAGCAGCAACCCCGCCGGCGCAACUCCCAGCGCCAACUUCCCCCACCAACGUCACCAAAAUCCUCGAGAAAGCCGGCCACUUCAACACCUUCAUCCACCUCCUCCGAUCCACUCAGGAAGACAGCCACCUCCUCACCCUCCUCAACAACUCCAACAACGGCGCCACCAUCUUCGCCCCCUCGGACUCCGCCUUCUCCUCUCUGAAAUCCGGCACCCUCAACUCCCUCUCCGACGAGGCCAAAUCCGAGCUCGUCAAGUUCCACGUCGUCCCCACUUUCCUCUCCUCCGCCCAAUUCCAGACCGUCAGCAAUCCGAUCGCCACGGAGGCAGGAUCCGGCGGCCGCGUGUCCUUCAAUUUGACGGCGUAUCCCGAUUCGGUCAGCAUUACCACGGGGCUUACCAACGCUAGCAUCGCCGGGAAUGUGUACGCCGACGAUCAGCUGGCGGUUUAUAAGGUGGACAAGGUCUUGCUCCCCGUGGAUAUCUUCACCGCCAAGCCUCCUGCUCCUGCUCCGGCUCCCGCUGCGGCGGAGAAGCCCAAGAAGAAGAAGGGUUCCCCUGCUCCGGAAGAGGAGGCCGCCCCUGUUGUUCAGGUGAACACAUCGGCUGCUGCUGCUGGCGCUGGGAUUUCUGCCGGUUGGGCCUUGAAGGUGACGGCGGCGGCCUUUGCUCUUGGCGUGGCUUUUUUGGCGCCGGCUAUUUGAAUCUGAGAGACGGAAUGCUAGAGUUGAAGACUUUGGGAUGAAUAAUUCUUUUGCUGAAUUGAAUGGGUUCUGUUUUCUAUUUGUGUUUUUUUUUUUUUUGUUAUUCAUUUCAGAAUCCAUUUUGUUUGUACUUCUUCUUGUGUUUCUUGAUUGCUCCAUGUGUGAAUCAACUUCGUGAAUGAUAUUGACAUCGAGUUCAGUAUUUAGUUCUCUUCUACAAUUUUACUUCAACUAAAAUUGAUCCCUAAGCACAAUUGAGAAGAACUUUCACUUUUAUCAUGGGGUUGCUAGCCAAAUUAUUCACAAACUAGAAUGGAAGCCUGCGGGAAUUACUAAAAGUGUUCUUUAUGGUGAAGUGUAUGUUUCACAUUUAUAAAACAUUCUAGUGAUAAGAAACAUGACCAUCCAGCAACUGAUAGUGUACCCAAGUAAUUUUGUCUUUCAUAACUUGUUGCAAAACCUGUAAAUUGUAGCAUUUCAAUUUAGAGAAUCAAGUAACAAGCGAAAACCACCAAACAAUCGAAAGUAGGCAUAAACAGGGAGCAAUUACCCUUGUUGGUAAGCACUAUAAGUCAUAGUGCUUCACCAUAUCCAUAUGUAAACACAGUAACACAGUCUAUUGAGAUUGUGGAUAAAUAGUUACUGUAUUGUUGAAAUAAUUAAAAAUUCACAUAUGUUUAUUUGAUUAGAUCAAUUAUAAGUCCUUAGCACAUACCGAAAAUGAUAUUUUUUUAUGUUAAUCAAAUGAUAUCCUCUAACGUCAGAUUCAUGAUGCUUCUAGUUCUAACAAAGUCCAAUUAGUUAAUGCAUUUGUUGUAGUUAGAACCAUUCUUAAUAAAAAUAAUAGUAACAAUUAUUAAACUUACGGCUAAUUACAAAGGAUCACAUGAUAGAUGAAAAAAUUACAAAAAAGUACCUUUUUGAUGGGACAAUAAGGAUCAAUAAUUUUGUUACUUGUUAUUUUAUAGAGAUGAUGAUGAUGAUGAUGAUGAUGAUGAUGAUGAUGAUAAUUAAUCAAUAGUUUGUGCUCUGCGGCGAGAGGCGGUGCAAUUUUAGGACUAUGGCACGAAAGUUACACUCACACAUACAUGCUUAUUAUUAACUGAAUAAUCAUUGAUGUAUUAAAUGAAAGGCUGAAAACAGUUUUUACCAUAAGAAAUAUAGGAGCCUUAUCUAAAAAAAAUUACUUAGUUUUCAUGAUCAGUGAGAAGAAAUAUAGAAGCAUCCUAGCAAGACGAUUAACAAAGCAUAAAUCAUUGACCAUAAAGAAAACAUUUUUUCCGAACAAAUCACACACCAACUAAUUCCUAAGAUGUUCUUAAACUUUUACAUAAUAAAAGAAGUUUAUCAACAACCACAAUCACGACCAAGAUCAAGCUACCUUACCCAGUUACAUGCAUGCAGUGAGUAGCUACUUUCACAAUUGUUCAGUAUAAAAUAAAAACAGUUUGUCAAUGAAAUAUCCAAGAAGGUUCUUCACAUUAAUCAUGUAAGCAGCCUUCUUUAAAAUCCAAAAGCAACCCAAACUUGCCCCUGCAAACAACAAAAAGGAACUGUUCAAAAAAAAAAACAACAACAAAAAGGAAAACACAUUGAUAAAUAGAAACAACCAAUUAAGAAAAUAAAUGUCGCAAA
This is a messenger RNA of Linum trigynum, 2584 nucleotides long. The record is from the annotation of a GenBank genome assembly. Lineage: Eukaryota; Viridiplantae; Streptophyta; Magnoliopsida; Malpighiales; Linaceae.